Symbiodinium sp. CCMP2592 is the source of this 1173-nucleotide messenger RNA. Lineage: Eukaryota; Dinophyceae; Suessiales; Symbiodiniaceae. The record is from the annotation of a GenBank genome assembly.
AUGGCGAUGACACCUUACGAAGAGGCACCUGCAAAGGAGGACACCGAGAUUCUGCUGGAGCCGCAGGACCCGCAGCCUGACGCUCCGGCUGCUCGUGCCCGCUGGCUCCUGUUGGGGACGGGAGUGACGAUGGUGAUGCUGAUGCUGGCUCCGCACAACUCCGCUAUAUUUCUGGCUGGAGUAAGCUCGGAUGCCUUUGGAGCACUCCGCAGCGAACUGGAGCACCAGCAGAUCCCAACAAUUGGCAUGGCCCACUUCAGCAAGGAAGCUGGGAAGGUGCUUUGCGUCAUUGACGUGGGUCAAUCGGUUGGCCGCAUCAUGGGCUUGGGCGCCUUCGCCAAUGCAGCCUCCACUGCGUGUGACUACGGCAGGAUUGCACGCAUCAAUAAGAGGCCAGUGACUAACAGGGAGAGGCAGAUCUGCGCCAGUACCGCCUUUGGCAUCAUGCUACAGACUGAGCUGUUGAUUGGUGCUGUGGCUUCCUCGAUCUCCACGUGCUCAGGUGCCCUGAACGUGCCGGCCAACUGCGUUGCAAACGUUGCCGUCUUCAAUGGGGCGCUGUCCGUUCUGAUGCAGUCCACGCUGGCUGGUGACGCGGUUUGCAACAAGAAGGGCACCAUCGACAAGAGGGUGAACAAGCAGAUCGCAAGGUUUGAGAAGAAGAAGGACAGGGCCAAGAUCGAGGCCACCCAGUUCUUGAAGCGUCAGGGCUAUGAUGUUGCGGUGCUUCCACGACCUCCCGCCAUUUCAAACAGAGCGGUCUACAGCUCCAUCAACCGAUGCGUCUUCCAGACCAUCCUGGGAACGACUUUCGUCAUGAAGGCUGCCAUCCUUCUGGGUGAUUCCACCAUUCACUGCUACCCAGGAACCGACAAGCAGCGUGUUUGUGCUGUUGACAUCAUGGGUCUGUUCGCUGUUUUGUCCUUGGCGGUCCGAUUCCUUUCAUUCGCUGGGGACUCCUGCAUCGACAUCAUCGGCCGCACGGACGACAAUGCUCUGUGUGUGGGCCUGUGGGCUGGCGUUCCUGGUGGCGUCCUCGGUAUGGCAGCAGCUGGAACCAAUCUGGAAGCUGCUUGCAAGACAGCCUUCGGAAAGUGGGUUCCCGAAGACUGGCCCUACGAAGGAGCAAACAUGCUGCCCUCGGAUGACUUUGCCGCGCUUGCCGAGGCAUGA